This is a messenger RNA of Aspergillus nidulans FGSC A4, 1761 nucleotides long. RefSeq lists its product as uncharacterized. Gene Ontology annotation, biological process: transmembrane transport. Gene Ontology annotation, cellular component: membrane. NCBI's taxonomy places the organism in Eukaryota, Fungi, Ascomycota, Eurotiomycetes, Eurotiales, Aspergillaceae. The transcript has 3 exons. The record is from RefSeq and is a predicted model, not a curated record. Gene Ontology annotation, molecular function: transmembrane transporter activity. Bases 1 to 1761 code for a protein of 586 amino acids.
AUGGCCAGUGACGAAAGCAAAGAAACGCAUGUCCAGUAUGGAAGUGAGGAAGGAAGUAUCGACCGAACCCAAACAGCAGACGAUGGGGAGAGAAGCCAGAUCUUUGACAGUGAUAGCCAGCACCCAAAGGUACCCCGACUCUUAUACGAUUUCAGACUCGAGAAUACUCGCCUAAUAAUGGUCCUCGUCGGCUUCGGCAUGUCCUUCGUCGGCUCCCAGAUCCAGCCGCUCCUGUUCGCCCCCAUCUUCCCUCUCGUCUCAUCUUCCUUCAACGCCUCAAACCUUCUCUUCUGGUUCACAUGCACACAGCAGAUUGCGACCGGUGUGGUGGCUCCAUUUUCAGGGUCCUUGGCCGACCUAUUUGGACGCAAGUCCAUCACGCUGGCUGGGAUCCUGUCUGCCAUGGUCGGGAUGAUCCUCUGCGCUGCAAGUCCAUCAGCCGGCGGGUACCUGGCCGGGCAAGUCUUCAAUGGGUUUGGAAUCGCAGUGCAGGAACUCAUGGCCAUUGCGGCAAUCGCCGAGAUUGUCCCUACCCGGUACAGAGGCUACUACAUUGCAGCCGUGGUAGCGAGCUUCCUCCCCUUCGCGCCGGGAAGUCUCUACGGCGCAUUGAUCGCGCAACACAACUGGCGGUACUGUGCGUGUAUGGUAGCGAUCUGGAAUCUUCUGACAGCUGGGAUGAUCUGGUGGUUUUAUAACCCACCUCCCCGUACGAACACGGCCGGCUUAAGCAAGAUCGAAAAAGUGAAACGCAUUGACUCCAUCGGCGGGCUAAUCAUGACUGCUGGCCUGGUUUUCCUUCUUAUAUCGCUGAACUGGGGAGGGCAGCAGUAUCCCUGGAACGAGGCAAAAGUCAUUGCCUUCCUGACGCUUGGGAUCGCGCUGCUGAUCCUGUUUUUCGUAUAUGAAAAGUUUUUCGCAGCGUACCCCAUGUUCCCUUCGACGUUACUGAGACACCCAAGGACGUUCACGGCGCUCAUGGUGGUUAUUCUCCUCGCAGGGAUUAACUAUGUUGCCCUGCUGGUCUUCUGGGUCCUUGAAGCAGUGAGCGUGUUUGAUUCCAGCCAGUUUGAGCUCGGGGUUCGGACCAUGCCGUACGGAUUCUGUAUUGUUGGCGGUGCUAUCAUCUCUGCCAUUUUGAUUUCAGCAUUUAAGGGGCAUCUGCGACUUAUCAUGACGGGAUUCUGCGUGGUUCAAGUGACUCCACUGACACAGGCAGGAAUUGGUUGCAUGGCCGCUAUCAGGACCUCUGACAUCUCCACUGUUUGGGCGCCCCUGAUCUUCAGCCUUCUGGGCAUCGGCGGUGUCCUCGUUCCAAAUCAGAUCAUCGUGACGAUAAUCUGCCCUGACGACCUCCUCGCAACCGCAACGUGUCUGACAGCAUGUCUCCGCGCCGUAGGUCAGGUCAUCGGCACAAGUAUCUUCUUCAAUCAGUUUACGUCUGCGCUGGUCGCGAAUACGUAUAGUCAUGUUGUGCCGGCGGCGAUCGAGGCAAAAUUCUAUCAGUUCAAUAUGAUAGCGCCGAUGAUGGAGACGCUUGUUACGACGCCCUGGAAGGAGUGGGUGGUUACUGUUAAGGAUACAAUUACCCCUGAACAGGCGACUAUUCUGCAUACUGCUGUCGUCGAGGCGUUCAGACUUGCGUUCGAAAGGGUGUGGUAUAUAUCGAUUGGAUUUGGCGUCGCAGCUGUGCUGGCCAGCGUGUUGAUAGAGGACCUGGGUGCGUUGAUGGACGGGCAUAUUGCCGUGAAGUAUCUCUAG